Andrographis paniculata is the source of this 2985-nucleotide messenger RNA. RefSeq names its product probable xyloglucan glycosyltransferase 12. Gene Ontology annotation, cellular component: Golgi apparatus. The coding region runs from base 582 to 2684 and encodes 700 amino acids. Lineage: Eukaryota; Viridiplantae; Streptophyta; Magnoliopsida; Lamiales; Acanthaceae. Gene Ontology annotation, molecular function: glycosyltransferase activity. The transcript is spliced from 5 exons. The record is from RefSeq and is a predicted model, not a curated record.
UGGCAGUUUUUUUGAAUGCAUUGAUGAAUUUACUGGCUCUGCCGUUUAUGUUCAUUUAAAAUUAGGGUUUGCGUAGUUGGGAAUUUUAGUAAUGCUUUUUUGUGUUUUUUUGUUUUUCUGGUUUUGUUGGUGGAUGUAUUUAUGGUUUUUGAUUUUCUCUUUUUGGGCAGGGAAUCGUUCGGGAAGACGUGUUGAGCUGUUGCUUUUACCCUUCGAUCUUUAAUUUUAUUUUUGGGGGGGUUGGGGUUUUCGUCAAUCCUUUUCAAUUCUUUGGUCUGUUGGCUGCAAGCUGUAAAUUGAAUGUAAUGCAGAUAAAGUUUGUGUACGAUUAUUGACACAAAUCCCCAUUCUUACUGAAUGUUGGUGUAUUUUGUGUGACCUUAUAGUGUUCGUACAAAUGUCUCCUUGUAAUGGAGACGCUUGCUUCUUCGUCUCCCCCACGCGUCCUUCCCUCUCUGUGCGUUGUCUGGAGUUUUUGCAGACAUUGUUCUGAAAUUCAGGUCAUUUUCGGGUGAUCUCGCGGUAUUUGGGGGUUAAUUUAUCCGAUUCUGAAACUUUUCUUGUUGAUAAUUUGUUGAGCAAUGGCUCCGUUCUGGUGGGGGAAGGAGGCGCACAGGGGGACGCCGGUGGUCGUGAAAAUGGAGAAUCCUAACAACUGGUCGAUGGUGGAGUUGGAAUCUCCGUCGGACGAGGACUUCCUCUACCCAAACGACGCCGUUCCGAAAGGAGUACGGAACAAGAACGCGAAGCAGAUGACUUGGGUUCUUCUUCUGAAGGCGCACAGGGCGGCGGGAUGCCUGACCUCCAUUGGUGCUGCAUUCUUUUCUCUGGCCUCAAUUGUCCGCCGGCGAGUCGUCUCCGGCCGCACAGACUCCGCCGACACCUCAUCGGCGGAGCCUCCGGAAGUCAAGUCGAGAUUCUACAGUGUCAUCAAGGGUUUCCUCUUUUUGUCUUUGGUACUUCUUUGUUUCGAAAUGGUGGCUUAUUACAAAGGUUGGGAUUUCGGAGGUCCGGAUCUUCAGCUCAAGCAUCUCUACGGUUUGACAGAUCCUUUGAUGGUUAAAAGCUUGUUUGAUCUGCUCUAUUCCACCUGGUUUUGGAUCAGGGUUGAGUAUCUUGCUCCACCCCUUCAGUUCUUGGCCAAUGUCUGUAUAAUUCUGUUCCUAGUGCAGAGCUUGGACAGGCUAAUCCUCUGCCUCGGUUGCUUCUGGAUCAAGAUCAGGAGAAUCAAACCUGUUCCCAAACAAGGCCCUGCUGAUCUUGAAUCUGGAGAUGGUGAGAGUGAUGGACAUGGCUAUGGAUACUUCCCAAUGGUUUUAGUUCAGAUCCCCAUGUGCAAUGAGAAAGAGGUUUAUCAACAAUCGAUUGCGGCAGUGUGUUCUUUGGACUGGCCUAGGGGCAGAAUGUUGAUUCAAAUUUUGGAUGAUUCUGAUGACACAGCAACUCAGUCGAUGAUCAGAGAUGAAGUUCACAAGUGGCUGGAGAACGGCGCCAACAUUAUAUACAGACACAGAGUGCACAGGGAGGGUUAUAAAGCCGGCAAUCUUAAGUCUGCAAUGAAUUGUACCUACGUUAAGGAUUACGAGUUUGUAGCCAUCUUCGACGCUGAUUUCCAGCCUGCCCCGGAUUUUCUUUUGAGGACCGUUCCUCAUUUUAAGGAUAACGAGGAACUAGGAUUGGUUCAGGCCCGGUGGUCCUUCGUUAACAAGGAUGAAAAUCUGCUAACAAGGCUGCAGCUCAUUAAUUUAGCUUUUCAUUUUGAAGUAGAGCAGCAGGUUAAUGGGAUUUUCCUAAAUUUCUUCGGGUUUAACGGAACUGCUGGUGUUUGGAGGAUAAAGGCGUUGGAGGAAUCUGGCGGGUGGAUGGAAAGGACCACUGUCGAGGAUAUGGACAUUGCUGUGCGCGCGCAUCUUCAUGGAUGGAAAUUCAUCUUCCUCAAUGACGUCGAGUGCCAGUGUGAAUUACCCGAAUCUUUCGAGGCUUACAGGAAGCAACAACACAGAUGGCAUUCUGGACCGAUGCAAUUGUUCCGGCUUUGUCUACCUGCCAUUAUCAAAGCGAAGAUAAGCAUUUGGAAGAAAAUCAACUUGAUUUUCCUCUUCUUCUUGCUGAGGAAACUGAUUCUCCCAUUCUACUCCUUUACCCUUUUCUGCGUCAUUCUUCCGAUGACGAUGUUCGUCCCGGAGGCGACGCUUCCAUCGUGGAUCGUUUGUUACGUUCCCGCCAUGAUGUCGUUUCUCAACAUACUUCCGGCGCCGAGAUCGUUCCCGUUCAUCGUGCCAUACCUUCUCUUCGAGAACACCAUGUCGGUGACCAAAUUCAACGCCAUGAUUUCCGGUCUCUUCCAGCUCGGCAGUGCCUAUGAAUGGAUUGUGACGAAAAAGUCUGGUCGAUCCUCUGAAGGCGAUCUCGUAGCAUUAGUCGAGAAAGAGUCGAAGACCCAAAGAGGCAACCGUAACUCGGAGUCGAAUCUCGAGGAAAUGCGGGCAGAGAUUAAAAAGCAGGAGUCGCGGAGGAAGCACAAUCGGAUAUACACGAAGGAGUUAGCGCUGGCGUUCUUACUGCUUACGGCCUCGGCGAGAAGUCUUUUGUCUGCGCAGGGAAUCCAUUUUUACUUCUUGCUCUUUCAAGGGAUCACGUUUUUGGUCGUCGGGCUCGACCUGAUCGGCGAACAGGUCGAGUAAAUCAUGAGACAAUCAUCGGAAAUCGGAGACAAAAAGAGUCGAGAGAACGAAAGGCCCGUGCAAAAUCAUCUUUAGGUAUGGCGAUCGAAUGUACUGUGAUUAUCAUCGAUUUUUCGCAUAAGAUUCUGUAUAGUAACGGCGAUCGACGACAACGUCGUCGUAUCGUAUCGUAUCGAUGUUUUCGAAUUCGAUUCUUUUGUUUAUCUGGGCAUUCGUAUUUUAUCAGGAUUUUGUUCUCUGCACCUGAUGAUAUGUAAUAAUGCUAUGCUUAAGUGUUUUUUUUUUUUUUUUUGGAUUUCUG